AUAAUUAAGUGUAGUUCAAGAGCUACCUGCAGCCUUGGCCAUUCAAAACAAAUGAGAGGACAGGGGGAGGAGAGAAGGAACAGGUGCAGAUCAAAUAGCUCCUUCUUGGGAUCUGAUAGAGAGGGAAGGUUUCCUUUCCUCGUUAGAAGGACUCCAAUGAUCUGUGGAAUGACCGCUACAGUAUCCUUUUAAAUUUUCACCCACAAGACAAAGCCAGUAUGCAGUGAAAUGAGGAAAUGCCUUUAAGCGAAGAGAUUUUUAUUCCUUUCAUAAAUUGCUCAAGCCAUGAUUGGAUGGAGGUCCUCCAGGUAACUCCAUGGACUUUAACAAGUCUAUUGAAUAACUGCGUCUGAGUUGGAAGCUGAGUUGCCUGAACACAAACGAUUUAAAAAAGAUUAGAAAGCGUCUACAUGCAGAGCUCAAUAACACACUCGGAAUCUUCUUGGGAGGACCCACGGACUGUACCUAUAUUACUUUUGACCCAGGUGGAUGCAGUCACUCUCUAGAAGCCUCCCCGACUUCAGAUGUGUGGCACACAUCCACCCAGGGGGGUAGGUAGGAGAAGCCCACAAGAAUGGCUCUGCAGAUGUUCGUGACUCUCAGUCCUUGGAAUUGUUUGCUACUGCUAGUGGCUCUUGAGUGUUCUGAAGCAUCUUCUGAUUUAAAUGAAUCUGCAAAUUCCACUGCUCAGUAUGCACCUAACGCUUGGUUUGCUGCUGCCAGCUCAGAGCCAGAUGAGAGGAUAUCUGUUUUUGAACUGGAUUAUGACUACGUGCAAAUUCCUUAUGAGGUCACUCUCUGGAUACUUCUAGCAUCCCUUGCAAAAAUAGGCUUCCACCUCUACCGCAGGCUGCCGGGCCUCAUGCCAGAGAGCUGCCUCCUCAUCCUGGUGGGGGCGCUAGUGGGCGGCAUCAUCUUCGGCACGGACCACAAGUCGCCUCCGGUCAUGGACUCCAGCAUCUACUUCCUGUAUCUCCUGCCACCUAUCGUGCUGGAGGGCGGCUACUUCAUGCCCACCCGGCCCUUCUUUGAGAACAUCGGCUCUAUCCUGUGGUGGGCAGUACUGGGGGCCCUGAUCAACGCCUUGGGCAUUGGCCUCUCCCUCUACUUCAUCUGCCAGGUGAAGGCCUUUGGCCUGGGCGACGUCAACCUGCUGCAGAACCUGCUGUUCGGCAGCCUGAUCUCCGCCGUGGACCCCGUGGCCGUGCUGGCUGUGUUUGAGGAGGCGCGUGUGAACGAGCAGCUCUACAUGAUGAUCUUCGGGGAGGCCCUGCUCAAUGACGGCAUUACUGUGGUCUUAUACAAUAUGUUAAUUGCCUUUACAAAGAUGCAUAAAUUUGAAGACAUAGAACCUGUCGACAUUUUGGCUGGAUGUGCCCGAUUCGUCAUUGUGGGGCUUGGAGGGGUAUUGUUUGGCGUCGUUUUUGGAUUUAUCUCUGCGUUUAUCACACGCUUCACUCAGAAUAUCUCUGCAAUUGAGCCACUCAUCGUCUUCAUGUUCAGCUAUUUGUCUUACUUAGCUGCUGAAACCCUCUAUCUCUCGGGCAUCCUGGCAAUCACAGCCUGCGCGGUAACAAUGAAAAAGUACGUGGAAGAAAACGUGUCCCAGACGUCAUACACGACCAUCAAGUACUUCAUGAAGAUGCUGAGCAGUGUCAGCGAGACCUUGAUCUUCAUCUUCAUGGGCGUGUCCACCGUGGGCAAGAAUCAUGAGUGGAACUGGGCCUUCGUCUGCUUCACCCUGGCCUUCUGCCAAAUCUGGAGAGCCAUCAGCGUAUUUGCUCUCUUCUAUAUCAGUAACCAGUUUCGGACUUUCCCCUUCUCCAUCAAGGACCAGUGCAUCAUUUUCUACAGUGGUGUUCGAGGAGCCGGAAGUUUUUCACUUGCAUUUUUGCUUCCUCUGUCUCUUUUUCCUAGGAAGAAAAUGUUCGUCACUGCUACUCUAGUAGUUAUAUACUUUACUGUAUUUAUUCAGCUGAUGGAUCACUUAAAGGCUGGAAUCGAAGACGUGUGUGGGCACUGGAGUCACUACCAAGUGAGAGACAAGUUUAAGAAGUUUGAUCAUAGAUACUUACGGAAAAUCCUCAUCCGAAAGAACCUACCCAAAUCAAGCAUUGUUUCUUUGUACAAGAAGCUGGAAAUGAAACAAGCCAUCGAGAUGGUGGAGACUGGGAUACUAAGCUCUACAGCUUUCUCCAUACCCCAUCAGGCCCAGAGGAUACAAGGAAUCAAAAGACUUUCCCCUGAAGAUGUGGAGUCCAUAAGGGACAUUCUGACAUCCAACAUGUACCAAGUUCGGCAAAGGACCCUGUCCUACAACAAAUAUAACCUCAAACCCCAAACGAGUGAGAAGCAGGCUAAAGAGAUUCUGAUCCGCCGCCAGAACACCUUAAGGGAGAGCAUGAGGAAAGGCCACAGCCUGCCCUGGGGAAAGCCGGCUGGCACCAAGAAUGUCCGCUACCUCUCCUUCCCCUACGGGAAUCCUCAGUCUGCGGGAAGAGACACAAAGGCUGCUGAGUUCUCAGAUGAUGACAGCAGCGAUCCAGGAUCCCCAUCCAUCAUGUUCAGCGCACUCUCUCGGAUAGGGUCGCUUCAGAAACAAGAGGCACAAGAAAUAAUCCCGAUGAAGAGCCUACACAGAGGAAGGAAGGCAUUCAACUCUGGUUAUCAAAGAAACACAAGCCAAGAAGAGUACUUGGGUGGAGUAAGGAGUGUGGCUUUAAGGCCCAAACCUCUGUUUCAUGCAGUGGAUGAGGAGGGUGAGUCUGGAGGGGAGAGUGAGGGCAAGGCCUCUUUGGUCGAGGUUCAGUCGAGGUGGACAGCUGACCGUGGACACGGCAGGGACCAUAACAGGUCCCACAGUCCUUUGCUCCAAAAAAAAUAGUGUUAUUGUCCACAAGAUUGUUUUGGUGUUUCUCAAGAGUCUAUCUUCCUGUGACUAUGAAAGAAGGAUUUCUGGAAUUCAGAAUAGAGCUAUUGAGUUUGCCAUCUUGAAGCUGUUAGACAUCGAUCUAUAAGCAGCAGGAAGAUUUUUUCCAAGGACUGGGAGCAAACUUGCAGGCUCUUCCGUGUUCUUAGUGUGGGAUACCUUUAGAUGAAUUCCCUGUGAGUGAGAGAAUUUAAUCACCCCAGGAAUUAGACACUAAGAAUUCCUAAGAACUUUCUAUCACGAGCAUCGGAUCCAAGCCAUAUAUUGAAAUACAAAUGCAAUUGGUCAGUAAUUCACAUUGCCAAUAUGCAUAUGCAACUUAUAAUCCAAUUAGAACUAGAAGAGCCUUUGAAGUCACCUGACUCAGCCCCCUGUGUUUAUAGAAAAGGACAUGUAGUCCCUGUGAACUAUGGUGAGUUCAUAGUCGGACUGCCCUCCCUCCAAAAUGAAACUGAUUUGAUUUUGAUUUCACAUUCAAUAUGCAAUAAUUAUGUUUUAUCAGAGAUAAAAUUUGUUAUGAAUUUGCUUUAUUUAGUCAGUAGCAAUGAUAGAUGUGAUACACACUAUAGGAUUAAUCUGUGAACAAUGGGGUUAAGGUCUAUUUCAUAAUUGGAAUAUUUAUUUUAAAAAUGAACAUUAGAAACAAAACAGCCAUAAACAGAGUUUAAUAGCAAUGACAUCAACAACACGUAUUUAUUAGGGGUGCAUUUGUAGGGUGUGACAUUUUACCCUAGGGUAUAAAGCUAUUUUUCAAUUUCAUUUUCCAUCCCCAUUAUCUCUGAAUUUGACCUUGAAUCUCACACUCCAGCUCUUCAAUUUUACUCACUUGUUGUCUUCUCUUCUGGCCACCAGUAGGUUAACAAACAUUUAUCAAGCAUUGUUAUUGGGCGAAAUGACUAAUGCAACUAACCAAAUACCCUUUUGCCAUCACUGUUUUUGGCAUCUCUACCAUCCUCAGCUGAUUUAAUCUUAUAUGUCUUUAAAGGCCAUGAUCAAGGGCAUCCUCCAUCCCUAGACCAGCCUUUACCUUCUCCCUUGGUGCCCCACAUCCCUUUGGAUAUGCUAUAUGCCUUAUCUGUGAAUUAUGUCUAUGCAUACACACGUGGGUCUGUUCCGGUGGUCAGUGGGCUGAAGGACAGGGAGGACAGUCUGUUCAUUUUAAAUUUUAUCCAUUUAUCUGUUGUGUUUUUUAUCUCACCCCUUUACCUAUUUUGUAUUUUUUGGCUUUUUUUUCAUCUUUUUCUGUUAUCGGUUAUCACAGUGCCUUGUGCAUGGCAGAUUAUAAAUGUUAAACUGACAAUAGUGUUUUAGAUCUGUAAUGGGCAUUUGAAAAGGUGUUAUCAGGCAUUUUUAUUUUGUAAAUGAUAAAAAUGAGGUCUUGAGAUGCUCUCUGACGCCAACUCAGAGUUCGUUUUUCUUUGAAGGAUGCUUGCUUGUCCUCUAAUAUAACCCGUGGAUGCUAGUUACUAAAGACAUGUGCUUUCUCCUGAA
Macaca mulatta (Rhesus monkey) is the source of this 4420-nucleotide messenger RNA. It is a transcript of the gene SLC9A4, whose product is annotated as solute carrier family 9 member A4. The record is from RefSeq and is a predicted model, not a curated record. Gene Ontology annotation, molecular function: potassium:proton antiporter activity; sodium:proton antiporter activity. Lineage: Eukaryota; Metazoa; Chordata; Mammalia; Primates; Cercopithecidae. Gene Ontology annotation, biological process: proton transmembrane transport; potassium ion transmembrane transport; regulation of intracellular pH. Gene Ontology annotation, cellular component: plasma membrane.